CUACGGAAUCUCCAAAGCUUUUCUGAUUAGGUGGCUGCUCGUUUACGUGACGGUCCUCAUAUCGAGGUUGUGGGAUGGGAAAGAAGAAAAUAGGGUACUGGUUAAAGGAGGGAAAAGCUAAACGAAUAGAAAUCUCCAAAAUAGAAGAAAUCCUAGCUCGGAAAUAUGAUUGCGAUUUGGUUCCAAUGGACGGCGAGCAGGACAACCUGCCCCGAGUUGACGCCAUGUUUCACAAAAUGAGCGACCUGAUAUUUGACGCUAGGCAAGGGAAGAGGGCGGCAAUCGACCAGCUCGAGAAGUUCAUGAAAUAUUUCAAAGCUCACGAAGGACUACCAGUUUUUGACCCGCUCCCGAACAUAGAAACCUUGCUAGACAGAGUGCUGAUGAUGGAGGCAGUUCAGAAGUGCAGCAACACUUGUCCAAUAGAUACAAAGUUCUAUAGUUGUGGAUAUCACCUUGUAGAAUCAGAAGAUCCUAUCAGUAUUAAUAAAGCUCUGGUAGCGAAGAACUUUCAGUUUCCCGUCAUUUGCAAGUCCAGGAUAGCUCAAGGAGCUCUAGGGCAUGAUAUGAGUAUUAUUUUUAGUGAAGGAGGGCUAAAACAAGUGAAACCGAGCAACGUUAUAGUCCCUUUUAUUGACCAUGAUGCGGUUUUAUACAAAGUUUUUGUGUGCGGAGACAAGUUCCACGUGGUGACGAGACCCUCCAUCACUCUUAACAAGCUACUCAGCAACAACUCCCAGAUAAACGUUUACAAUUUCCACAGUGAUAACGUUUCUAAGGUUACUUCUGACUCAUCUCGGGUUCAAGAGUACUCACAGGAUUUAUGUAAAACAUACGAUUUGUCACCGCUGAGCGAGAAACACAUGGCGUUGAUACCCGAGUGGGUGAAAAUAAUGCGAUCUGUUCUUAAUCUAUCAUUAUUUGGAUUUGACGUAAUACUGGAAAGUGCCUCAAAAAAACCUGUAAUCAUCGACAUUAAUUACUUCCCUGGAUAUGAUGGCUUCGAAAACUUUCACGAGAUCUUAUCAGACAUGCUUUAUCAAGCAGCAAUAUCUUAGUGUAUCAACUAAAACAGCAGAAACUAUCAAUAUGAUAUCUAUAUAAAUAUAAUAGAAUUGUUUGAAUUAUAUUUAAAUGUCGGAGCUUUUUUACACCAUUUUUGGUACUGGGUCUAAUAAUGAUUUUAAAGAUAAAUUAUGUAUAACAAUUUUGGGUUGAUUAUUUUUCAAAAGUUGCAGAUAAAUUUUUGAAUCAGUUGAUUUCAUUUGAUAUGAGUUGUGUUAAUCAGUAAAAGAGCAAAUCGCUGCAUAACUUUUUUACCUUUACGUUAAGCUUUUGAAUGGCGAUGAUUUGUAUUGUGAAAUGUGAAUUGUAAAAAUGAGGUUGAUUUUAAUUGCGGGUACCGUUAAUUGUUAAAAAAUACAGUUUUAAGAGGUUGUUUGCAAAGCCAAAAUCUUGACAGACCUAAUAUAUUGUUUUAACAGUAUCAUGAAUUCCUGUGUCGGAUAAAGAGUUUUACGUACACUGGGUAAAACUUAACGUUAAGUCUGCUAAAUAUAAAUCAACUUUUCCGAUGCUCAGUUGCAGUGAAUUUUCGCUUUUAAAAAUUUAGGCCUCAGAAUUUAAAUUUAAUGUGUUUUGAAAGUUUAGUUGUGGUAUUAGUGGUUUACGUAAUGUUUGUUUCAAGUUAUUAGUUAUGCAAACUUUGAACUUUGCAGCUUUAACCAUUAACGUUCUAAAUACAUUUCAAGUUCAGUGUGAUAAUGUUAUUGAAUGAAAAUGAUAUUGAAUCAUUUUUCUUUCGGUUAAAUACUGAUAUAUUAUCAUUAAAUGACUUUGUAGAUGGCUUAAUUUAAUAGUAAUACACGUGUUUUACGGA
This is a messenger RNA of Bolinopsis microptera, 1879 nucleotides long. Its product is annotated as inositol-tetrakisphosphate 1-kinase-like. The record is from RefSeq and is a predicted model, not a curated record. The coding region runs from base 75 to 1058 and encodes 327 amino acids. Lineage: Eukaryota; Metazoa; Ctenophora; Tentaculata; Lobata; Bolinopsidae. Gene Ontology annotation, molecular function: inositol-1,3,4-trisphosphate 5-kinase activity; magnesium ion binding; ATP binding. The transcript is spliced from 8 exons. Gene Ontology annotation, biological process: inositol trisphosphate metabolic process. Gene Ontology annotation, cellular component: cytoplasm.